This is a messenger RNA of Otolemur garnettii (small-eared galago), 2991 nucleotides long. It is a transcript of the gene WHAMM, whose product is annotated as WAS protein homolog associated with actin, golgi membranes and microtubules. The transcript is spliced from 10 exons. Gene Ontology annotation, biological process: Arp2/3 complex-mediated actin nucleation; endoplasmic reticulum to Golgi vesicle-mediated transport. NCBI's taxonomy places the organism in Eukaryota, Metazoa, Chordata, Mammalia, Primates, Galagidae. The record is from RefSeq and is a predicted model, not a curated record. Gene Ontology annotation, cellular component: endoplasmic reticulum-Golgi intermediate compartment membrane; cytoplasm. Bases 133 to 2508 code for a protein of 791 amino acids. Gene Ontology annotation, molecular function: actin binding; Arp2/3 complex binding.
GCGGGGAUGGAGGCGCUGUCACGGGUUAGAGCUCAGCGGAAAAUGUUUCGGUUCGGGCGGUCCAGUGGUUGGGGACACAAGGAGGCCGGACCCGCACGCGCCGAGCCCUGGGGCCGCUGAGCGCCGGCGGCCAUGGAACUGGAGCAGCCCGACAGUCUGGAGGGCUGGGUGCCGGUCCGCGAGGACCUCUUCGCCGAGCCCGAGAGGCACCAGCUGCGCUUCCUGGUGGCCUGGAACGACGCGGAGGGCAAGUUCGCCGUGACCUGUCACGACCGCACGGCGCAGCGGCAGUGGCACCGGGGGAGCCGGCCCGAGCGCGAGGCCGCCGAGGCCCGCCCCAGUUGGGCAGGCCUGCUCUCGGCCGCCGGGCUCCGCGGCGCGCACCGGCAGCUGGCGGCGCUGUGGCCGGCCCUGGAGCGCUGCUUCCCGCGGCUGCCGCCGGAGCUGGACGCGGGUGGUCGCGGCGCCUGGGGCCUGGGGCUCGGGCUGUGGGAGCUGGUGUGGCCGGCGCGCGCGGGUCCCGGCGAGGCGGCGUUGCAGGAACUGUGCCGGCAGCUGGAGCGCUACCUGGGUCAGGCGGCCGACGGCUGCGGCGGCGCCACAGUGCGCGACGAGCUCUUCCCGGCCGAGGGCGGAGCAGCCGACUGCGGGAGCCCUCGCGGCUUCCGGGAGCGCACCCUGCGUGCCCGGUGGGCCGAGGCGGGCGCGAGGCUGCACCAGGUUCUUCAAGAACACGGAAAAGCCAACACCAUGGUAUCGUUAAUGAAAGUUUAUCAAGAGGAAGAUGAAGCCUACCAGGAACUAGUUACUGUGGCAACCAUAUUCUUCCAGUAUUUACUGCAGCCAUUUCGGGAUAUGCGAGAAGUUGCAACUUUAUGUAAGCUUGAUAUUUUGAAGUCUUUGGAUGAGGAUAACCUGGGUCCAAGAAGGACAGUUGCCCUGCAGAAGGAAGCCAAAGAAUGGGCCCGACGGGCUGAAGAGGCUGUCACCUCUAUUCAAGAUGUCACAGUGAAUUAUUUUAAGGAAACAGUAAAAGCAUUAGCAGGAAUGCAGAAACAAAUGGAGCAGGAUGGGAAGAGGUUUGGCCAGGCUGCCUGGGCUGCAGCAAUUCCUAGGUUGGAAAAGCUCAAACUGAUGCUGGCUCAGGAAACUCUGCAGCUCAUGAGAGCCAAAGAGUUGUGUUUAUAUCACAGAAGAGCUGAAAUUCAGAUAAAGAUGGAAGAUCUUCCAGAACAACAAAAAAAUAUAGGUUUUGUAGAUGAAUUGGAGAUACAGUUUUAUGAAAUUCAAUUAGAAAUAUUUGAGGUUAAAUUUGAGAUAUUAAAAAAUGAAGAAAUACUGCUUCUUACACAGUUGGACUCUAUUAAAAGGCUUAUAAAAGAGAAACAAGAUGAAGUUGUCUAUUAUGACCCAUGUGAAAGCCCAGAAGAACUCAAAGUCCUUGACUGUGCAGUGGGGCUGCAGGAAAAAAACCUGGAGGUGAAGGAGCUCAGCCGGCAGUGCCAGCAGCUAGAGUCGAAACGGGGCAGGAUUUGCGCCAAAAGAGCCCAUCUCCGGAACAGAAAGGAUCGAUGCAAAGAAAAUCAUCAGCUUAGAUUGCAGCAGGCUGGAGAAAGCAUAAGGCGAUUUCAUCAGCAUCACAGUAUUCAGAUGAAAAGAGACAGGAUAAAAGAAGAGGAACAAAAGAAAAAAGAAUGGAUAAAUCAAGAACGCCAAAAAACACUCCAACGAUUGAGAGCAUUUAAAGAGAAAUGUCCGGCUCAGUCUGUAAUAAAGACCCCUUGCUCAACACCUGUGGCUCCAAGCCUGCCAUGCGGUCCUUCCGGGCAUACACCCUCGGCAGCCUCCCAGAUGGUGUCAGUAAUUCUCCCGUCCUCUAGGAAAACCAGAAAUGUUCCCUUAUCUGAAGUUAGAAAUGUGAAAACCUCCAAGUGUCAAGAAUGUCUUGGAGAUAUCCCUGUCCAGAUUUUUGUUCCAGUUGGUAACCAGAUCCACUCCAAAUCCAGUGAUGAAUUCUCACUGCCACCACCGCCACCCCCUCCUCCUCCACCACCACCUCCACCCCCUCUUCCUGCUCUGUCCUUGUCCUCUCAAGCUCCAGCUCAUCAGAACUCAGUUGGCAGAACUGCAGUGAAAGAUGACCAGCCACUUCCUCUAGUGUGUGACCCACCUGCUGAGAGACGGUGUGAUUCCUUUAAAAGUUUCCAGUGCCCAGGAUCUAUGGAUGAAGUGUUGGCUUCCUUGCGACAAGGCAGAACCCCUCUCCGGAGAGCAGAAGUGCCCACCCUGUCCCCUCCCCAUGCCUCAGUCAAUGAGCAUAUUCUGGCUGCCAUAAGGCAGGGGGUCAAAUUGAAGAAAGUUCACUUGGACUCUGACUCAAGCCCCAACAAUAAGCCGGCCAGUGACCUUGAAAGGAGCAUCAAAGCAGCACUGCAGAGAAUCAAGAGGGUCUCUGCUGACUCAGAGGAGGAUAGCGAUGAGCAGGAGGCUGGCCAGUGGGACCACUGAAUUCUUCUCCAGGUUCAGAAGAACCCCACAGUGCGCUGGGGUGAUGCGAGCUGAGCCAGGCUGCUUCUUGACAAGCGGCUGGAUGGGGCACCUGUUCACACCCUUAAAGGCAGGCAGGCUCAGUGUGAGGCACUGCAGGUCGCAUGUGACACUGGCUGUUCGGCCUGGGGAGGGAGGCAGGGGAUGGGGAGAAAUCUUCACACAUCAACCCACAAUUGGACUGUGAAAACCCCUAAGAAGUGUUGCUAGCCUAAGGAUAGCAUUUAUUUCUCAUCAGAAAUCUGGGAGUGAUUCUGAAUGUUCACACUGUGCUAGUGAACAGCACUGUUAAGCUGACCUCGUCCUCCUGUGUUCAGAAGAGGCUGUGGUGUGAAUGUUACUUCACCAAUAAUCAGGACCCAUUGCUUACAGUCAGGAGUUAUUUUAGAUGUUUAAAUGAAUUUUAUGUAUUGAGACAAACUCAUAAUAAAGAACUACUUGUAA